AUGCCGAAUACAGAAGAAACUUUACGUGAAUGUGGCCGUUGGUUAUGUCAUUCAUUUGAUAUAUUAAAAGCUAUUAUGAUGAGACUUAUAUUUGCAUUGCAUGCAACUAUAGCUAUUGUAAGAAUUGUUGUAACAAAAGGUGAUUAUUGGUAUUUAUUAAAUAUGUGUGGAGUUAAUUUCCUUCUAAUUGAAUUAAUUGUUACUAUUGUUAAACGCAAAGGAAAGGAACCAAAAUGGUUUUCACCUUGUUUUUUUCUUUAUAUUUGCACAAUGAUUCCACCGAUUUGGUUUCUUGAAAUAAAUCGUAUUAAUGUCAAACUUGGUAUAACACCAAUAAAUCAAACGGAAGGUGAUGAAUUAACAUCAAUGAUUGAAAAAGGUCUUAUUUCAAAAGCUAAUCUCAAUGAUAAAACGGACGUUGUUAUGCGAAAGAAACUACUAUCAUUAUCGGUUGAUGAUUGGGUUGUAGCUAUUGAAGUAACCUUUUUAAUGACAAUAAUAGUUGGUCGAUGGAUGUUACCAAAAGGCAAAAUAAGUCGUUCGGCAUUAUCUCAACUUUUGCUUGUUUAUUUAUCAUUAGCAUCGGAUAUGAUUGAUUUAUUAUCAAUAUUUCAAGAAGAUAAAGUUAUUAAAAAUAUGGAUAUGGUUUAUUCGAUUUUAGCAGUUUUUUCCUGGUCAACAUUUCAAUUUAGUCUUAAUCUUGUUGCAACACGUGGAAGAAAUUUUAAACUUGAACCUGAACCAUCUAAUCAAGAUCUUGAAAAUUAUAAAGAACAAACACGUCGUAAUGGUGGUAUAAAACCAAUACAAACAGUAUGUCAAAAAAUAUGUCAUAGUGAACUUCCAUCAAUAUUUAUAACGAUUUUAAUGCAAGAUUUACCUUUUCUCGUACUUCGUCUUAUUGCUGUUAUACAUUUUGAAAUUCAAUCAUACACAACAAUAUUUUUUACUUGUAAAAAUCUUUUUAUUUUAUUUCUACAAUUUUAUCGUUUAUGGUCAAUUUGUAUGGAGCAUGUUGAUCAAGAUGAUCCAAUUGAUAAAGAUGCACUUUCAAUAUCACAACGAGCACAACCGACAAGAGAAUCAUUAAAUGCACAGCUUAUUUAG
This is a messenger RNA of Adineta steineri, 1107 nucleotides long. Lineage: Eukaryota; Metazoa; Rotifera; Eurotatoria; Adinetida; Adinetidae. The record is from the annotation of a GenBank genome assembly.